Molecule: messenger RNA, 1484 nt
Organism: Triplophysa dalaica
Lineage: Eukaryota; Metazoa; Chordata; Actinopteri; Cypriniformes; Nemacheilidae
Product: proteasomal ubiquitin receptor ADRM1
Exons: 10
Coding region: 107-1351 (414 amino acids)
Biological process (GO): ubiquitin-dependent protein catabolic process
Cellular component (GO): cytoplasm; proteasome regulatory particle, lid subcomplex; nucleus
Molecular function (GO): proteasome binding; ubiquitin binding; endopeptidase activator activity
Source: RefSeq, a predicted model, not a curated record
GCCGCUUUUCACUAGAGUGUUUGCGUCUGUGUCCAGUUCACGUCCAUCGAGUCUUAUAUUUGCUGCAAAAUUCUACGCAAGAGUAAACUUUACCACCGGAGUGAAGAUGUCAUCUGGAGCUCUGUUUCCCAGUCUGGUGUCCGGCUCCCGCAGCUCAUCCAGUAAAUAUCUGGUUGAGUUUCGGGCCGGUAAAAUGACGCUGAAGGGCAGCACUGUGACCCCAGAUAAGCGCAAGGGCACCGUCUACAUCCAGCAGACAGAUGACUCGCUCAUCCACUUCUGCUGGAAAGACAGAACCUCCGGAAACGUGGAGGAUGAUCUGAUCAUAUUUCCAGACGACUGCGAGUUUAAGAAAGUGAGCCAGUGCACUACUGGACGUGUUUUUGUGUUGAAGUUCAAGGCUGGAUCUAAAAGGCUCUUCUUUUGGAUGCAGGAGCCCAAAACAGACAAAGAUGAGGAAUACUGUCGUAAGGCUAACGAGUACCUGAAUAACCCACCUAUUCCAGGUGCUCUGGGUAGUGGAGGGGGUAGCAGUCAUGAGCUGUCUGCGCUUGGCGAAGGUGGCCUGCAAAAUCUCUUGGGCAAUAUGAGCCACAACCAACUUAUGCAGCUUAUUGGACCAACAGGACUGGGUGGACUCGGGGGGCUUGGUGCUCUGGCCGGUCCAGGUCUGGCUAGCCUGUUAGGCAGCGGAGGUCCUGCUACCAGCAGCUCCACCUCUAGCUCUCGUAGCCAAUCAGCAGCCGCCACUCCCUCUUCUGGAUCUGCUGCUCGGAUUAGCUCCACUCAAGCACCCACCACACCGGUAACCCCUGCUGCUACCUCCACCGGCUCUCCUACGGUGACCCCCACCACCCCUGCGGCCCAGACUCCCUCCAUCCCUGCAGCUGCCUCUUCAAGCACACAGCCCAUCCAGCUGAGUGACCUCCAGAGCAUUCUAGCCACCAUGAAUGUGCCGGCCAUUGGUGCCGAGGGUCAAGGAGUGGACCUGGCGAGCGUGUUGACUCCUGAUGUCAUGGCUCCUAUUCUGGCCAAUUCUGAAGUCCAGCAGAGACUGUUGCCGUACCUCCCCUCAGGAGAGUCACUGCCACAGAGUGCAGAAGAGAUCCAGAACACGCUGACCUCUCCACAGUUUCAACAGUCAAUGAGUAUGUUCAGCAGUGCACUGGCCUCUGGGCAGCUCGGUCCUCUCAUGAAUCAGUUUGGGCUGCCGUCUGAAGCGGUGGACGCUGCUAAUAAAGGAGAUGUGGAGGCGUUUGCCAAGGCAAUGGAGGGCAGUGAUACGAAAACAGAUGAUAAUGGGGAUUCAAAAGACAAAAAGGAUGAUGAUGAGGACAUGAGUUUAGAUUAAAAUCACCUUCCAGAAGACCUUCGCUACGAUAUUAAUCGUCACUAACAUUGUAGUAUGAAAUGUUUGCCUGUAAUCAGAUACAAUUAGUGUUUUGUAUGUCUAAAAUCACAAUAUUAAAUAACUGAUAAUGACA